Phalaenopsis equestris is the source of this 408-nucleotide messenger RNA. RefSeq lists its product as uncharacterized. NCBI's taxonomy places the organism in Eukaryota, Viridiplantae, Streptophyta, Magnoliopsida, Asparagales, Orchidaceae. The record is from RefSeq and is a predicted model, not a curated record. The transcript has a single exon. Gene Ontology annotation, molecular function: mRNA binding; demethylase activity. The coding region runs from base 1 to 408 and encodes 135 amino acids. Gene Ontology annotation, biological process: mRNA catabolic process.
AUGGAGCAUACUUCCAGCCGAUGGAUCAUACUUCCAGCCGAUUGCAUUCCUAACAGUUGCAUUAUCAACAUCUACGAUGACGGUGAUUGCGUUCCCCCGCAUAUAACCCAUCAUGUUUUCGUGAGACCUUUUUGCACGGUCCCCUUCAUCAGUAACAAUAAUAUCCUAUUCGAUAAAGAAAUAUAUGUCAUUGGCCCCGGCAAGUUCAGAGGAUCUAAGGAGAUUCCGCUAUCGGUGGACUCUGUAUUGAUUCUUAAAGGAAAUGGAGAAAACAUAGCCAAAAACUGCAUUCCAGGGGCACAACACCACAGGGUGUCUGUAACUUUCAGAAGGAUGGAUAGCAGCAAGAUGCUAUAUGGAUUCCAACCAGAUCCAGAACUAAAAGAGCUACAACCUUACGAGCUAUGA